UACACAACGUUAGUCUCCCUUACAGCAAAACCAUGAAAGUUAAUGAGAAUAAACUGAUGCUAGUCAAAGGGAACACUGAAAACACACAGUGUCUGCCUCUGAUCUCUCAGAUCAACACAGAGCGCUUAGUACAGACACAAUGUCAAACGAACAGCCAAACAACCAGGAUAGUGAUGUGGAAACUGCAAGCUUUUCAGUUCAGAAUAAAAAGACAGCUAUUGCAAAGAAAUAUCUUUCAGAUGAAGCAUCAGAGAGUUAUAAAAUUUCAGCAAGGGCUGAUGCCUUUUUCUGUGUCCCAACUUCCUUGCGCCCAGUGGCAACUGUGAAUGUUAAUAAUCAGCCCACAAUUUCAAACAGCAAUUUAAAGGAACUUUAUGCACUUCAUGUUGACAAGCUGUCACCCUCCUCAGUCCUACCUCCCAUUGACAGUACCCAGUUGUUAAACAUAUCCCCUAAAGUGCCUAUCAAGACUGCUGUGAACAGUGGAAUCCCCAAACCAAUCCUUGUGCAUUCCAAGGGCUCCCUUACAGCCAAGGGUGAUGCGGAGAGUGACAGCAGUGAAAAGCCUGAAGAAAACAUUGAGAUAAAACCGGUCAUACCCAAACCCAAACACGUGAGACCUAAGAUCAUCACUUACAUUAGAAGAAAUCCUCAGUCUAUAGACCAUCUUGACUCUUCCUUUGCCUCAACUGAGCUGCCGUAUGGUCCCCCUGUGUGUGGUAUGCCCAUGGCAAAAGAACAGCAGAUAUUGAGUGGUGGGGAUAUUAAACCAUCUAACAUUCUGUAUGACAAAUUUAAACCCGACUUGCAGAAGCCAAGAAUCUAUGGUUCGGGACUUGUGGUAUCUGGCAUUAAACCCCCGGGGCAUCAUUUUGGUCAAAUGAGUGAAAAGUUUUUACAGGAGGUUGGGAAAAGGCCUAUGAAAGAAGAAUUCUGUUCUCCGCCAUAUACCCACUAUGAGGUAUCUCCAAGUUUUUAUCGAUCUGCCAUGAUACUUAAACCACAGUUAGGACUGGGUGCGGUUUCCAGGUUGCCCUCUGCAAAAAGUAGGAUUUUGAUUGCAAGUCAAAGAUCCUCAGAUAGCUGCCUCCAUCAGCCAGGACAAAUAACAAAUGCUUCCAGCCUUUAUCAUCCUGAGGCUUCAGUUGAUCUAAAAAAAGGCCCGUGCCCAAAUGCUGCAAAAUCCAAUCUCCCCAAGCCAUGUCAAUCUGGACUUCGUCCUCCUGGCUAUUCACGCUUGCCAGCAGCUAAGCUGGCAGCAUUUGGUUUUGUCAGGAGCUCGAGUGUAUCCUCUGUCUCAAGCAACCAGUCAAAUGACAGCGUUCAGAGUGAUCAAAGCAGAACAACCAACCGUUCAAACUUUGGCAGUGAAGAGCAAACCCCUCCUAAGGCAUCUGUGCCUUCUAAAGAUUUACCCAAGGGGACCAGUAGGACUGCACUGCAGGUAUCAACCAGCACAGCAACUCCCCGCAGGAGUUUACUUCCAGCACCGAAAACUACCAUAACACCUGCUGCAGGUUUGAAGAAAGAAGUACAAAAAGAUCAAGAUGCAAAUAAACCCACAGUGUCAUCCCCUAAGAGAUUAGCAGUAUCAGCCACCAAGCUCCAUUCACCAGGAUACCCUAAACAAAGGGCAGCUGUUCCAAGGAAUGGAUUUUCCACCAAGGCAGAUCUGCAGACUCGAGAGACUGAACGGCAGUUCAUCCAGCAGCUGAAGGAAAAGUGUGACAAGCAGUCCAGGCAAUUCAGCUAUAUUCAAGAGGAACUUAAAAGAGCCAGUCGUGGCUUCGAGGUCUUCGCUAUAACAACACAGCAUUUCUUUUGUAAGAAUGAAAGUGCCCUUGUGAAAGAAAAGGAGCUAUCAGUCGAGCUUGCAAACAUCAGGGAUGAAGUUGCCCUCAACACAGCAAGAUGUGAGAAAUUACAAAAAGAGAAGGAGGAACUGGAGAGAAGGUUUGAGGAGGAGGUGAGGAAGCUGCAUUGGCAACAGCAAGAAGAGCUGCGUGCCCUUGAGGAGAGGUUGCAGUUACAGUACAGGGGCGAAAUGGACCUCUUGCAAGAGGAACACAGACUUCAACUUGUGAGGAUCAAGUGUCAGCACCAGGAACAGGUAGAAGAUAUUUCAGCCACUCACGAAGCUGCAAUGUUAGAGAUGGAAAACAGUCACACAGUUGCCAUUGCAGUACUCCAGGAUGAUCAUGACAACAAAGUUCAAGAACUGAUGUCUGCCCAUGAACUGGAAAAGAAAGAAUUGGAAGAGAGUUUUGAAAAACUGCGGCUGUCACUCCAGGACCAAGUAGAUACCCUCACCUUCCAGAGCCAUUCUCUAAGGGACAAGGCAAAGCGAUUUGAAGAGGCGUUAAAGAAAAACACUGAAGAGCAACUAGAGGUUGCACUAGCUCCAUAUCAGCACUUAGAAGAAGAUAUGAACAGCCUGAAGCAGGUUUUGGAAAUGAAGAAUCAGCUAAUUCAUCAACAGGAAAAGAGGAUCAUGGAACUGGAAAAGCUGGCUGAAAAAAAUACAAUAUUGGAAGAAAAAAUUCAGGUGCUGCAACAGCAGAAUGAAGACAUGAGAGUCCGGAUUGAUCAAAAUACCGUUGUGACAAGGCAGUUAUCUGAGGAAAAUGCUAAUCUUCAAGAAUACGUGGAGAAAGAAACCAAGGAAAAGAAGAGGUUAAGCAGGACUAAUGAAGAGCUGCUUUGGAAGCUCCAGACAGCGGAGCCCAUGAGCCCCGUUAAACUGUCUCCUACGUCUCCUACACCUAUUUAUCGCUGUUCAUCGGGGCCUCCUACUCCCGCAAAAGUCAGCACGGUGCCAAGAUGACCGCUCCACGCGGCUGCAGAUGUUAACUGGGCUUUUACACAUUUUUCCAACCCGCUGAAUGUGAUCAUCCAAGAAAGUAUUAACAACCAUAGACACCUAGGGUUGGUUACUGCAAGCAUGCUCUGUAGCUGCAUAAGUGUAAGCUAGGCAGUGUACUAUUAUCAUUCCAGUAUAGACGCUCCCGGUACUGGCACACUGAUGUCUUAGAGUAGUAUAACCAUUGUAGUCUGAUGUGUAAACAUUUUGCCAUGGUUAGAGCCGAAAGAAAGAAAAUACUACUACUAAUGGUUCAUCAAAAUGAACCUUUGCUGCAGUGGUUCAGGUUAGUUACAAACAGUUCACGUUUUGAAUAUCUAUAUAUGUAUGUGUGUUUAUAUAUAUAUGUAUGUAUUGUACCUAUAUAGGUGUAUAUAUUGACACACACAACAUAUAUGGAGUUGAAGAUGUUCUGAAUUGCAUUUUUUAUAUUAUUGGAUACUCUACUAAGUGCUGAUAUAUUUUCAUGAUGGUCAGCAGUUUUGUAACUUGUGCCUAAGACUUAUAGCUAAAUGAAAUGCAUUUCUGUCAAGCCUCCCAGGAAUAUUUCUACCCAAAAUAGAAGAAAGUUACUUAGAAAUAGAAGCGCCUUCCAAACUACCACCAAGUGGUACACUGUAUAACGUGAACACCAGCGACAUUGAGAUUCUGAAAUAGUACUGCCUUCAAAACAAUCACCUUCAUACUCAAUGCCAGAUAAGGUCACUCAUUCCAGUCUCCAAAUUACAAUUAUUAUUAGCAUCAAUAUUGUGAAUGGAUGUAGGAUAGAGACCAAAACCCGGAGGGCUUUAGCAUGUUCCAUACAAUUUAUUUGAUAGAGUGACUCCAUUUUACUCUCUCAAAUCCUAGUUAGCCUUUUUAUUUUUAACUGAACACUUUUGGAAGCACUCAGAAUCUAUAACAAAUCCAGUCCCGUGUUAUUUUAUUUCAAGCCCCAGAAAGACGAAAAAAAAUAUUUGCUGUGACCUUGACAUUUGGCCAAAAGCAUUAACCCCCUAGUCGGAUAUUCUAAGAAUUUAGAUCCAGUUUGCCUCAGGGUACAGGGGAUCCUGCACAUACUAGACUAAUGUUUGCCCUUGUUAAUGGCCAGGAGAACCCCAGGGAAGAUCUGUGGGGGCCACAUGGAUCCAACUGAGGCCAGAAUUUGAUCCCUCAACAUAUAUACCCAUAUAUUUUGAGGCCAAACUACCUUAAACCUCCGCCUUCCAGGCAAAAUGCAAAUACUCUUAGGUUUCCCUGUUAUAUUAACCCCCUUUGCUGCACCUGUUAACCAUGCAUGUGUUGCAGUGGCAACUUUCCGUGCCGUGCCUGUCUAGACCAGAUGGACUGUCACGCCAUACUGAGUGAGCAUGCUGGUUUCCCAGGGGCACAGCACCUCAAACAUCAGUUAGAAUGAGAAGGGGUUAACAGUAUUUCAUCUGGAUCCUGGGUACAGGUAGGGAACUGCACAAAGCCAGGCGAGGCCCUGUUGUCUUUGAUGUUCUCUAAAUGUGGGUUCCAGCAUUUGCAUCAGAUUUGUUUGGAUUAGACUGUGAAAGCGUUUGAUGUAGCGCAGCGGCAGGUUAGGUGUGUGAAUCACCCACACGACAGCAAAAUGUUUUUUUUUUAAAUGAUGUGAUGCUUUUAUUUUCCAUUUGUGGCAAAGACCCUGCCCAUUUUCCUGCCCAUUCACAGAGCGCACUGCGUGCUCCAGGACCUGACCAAGUUACAGCCAGGAUGUAAAUACCGACAGAAAAUAUUCCAGGGUCAUGAAGCAGUGGGAAAGAGCUGUUGUGACAAGGUGUGUAUACAGAGAAUGACUCGCAUGGAAGCAGGCAGGAAGGCAUUUACUCCAGCAAACAUGCGCGUUGUUUGCACUUGAAAUAUGCUUCAGCUUUCCUGGGAUGUCUUCAGAAUGCUCAGGCUGCAGCUUAAGUACAGCCAGCUUCGAUCUAAGUGGCUUUGGCCCAUCCCAAGAUGUAAAAAUUAGGUUAAUUUUUUUGUUAGAGAAAUUUAUUUUUGUAGCAGUUUUGCAUGAUAUUAUGAUACUGAGUACAUUGAACAUCUUAUUUGACUAGACCAGGCCAUAUUUGACUAACACUGUCGAAAUACAUUACUAGCUUGUAUGUGUUCAGCAAGUACACCCUGAAAGUAGGAGAGUUGUUGAAGAAGAAAAACCACUAUCGCUAUCAUUUUGGUCACUUUCAUACUGCACUUGCUAAAUGCACAGGUACUCUGCAAUACCUACUUCAUUGUUAUGUUCCAGGCUGGGGCAAUGUGUUCUAUUACAGUACGAGUUGUUACCAUGACGUUAAUCUAAAUUAUCCCAUGGGCGACUCACCAGAACGUUAUACUGUCCCGAUCUGAGCUGGCUGAGCCAGUCUGUUUUCCUUCAUCUUUUCUCUGAGAAGUUUACGGUGCUUUACUCAUCCUUUUGUCAGCUAAGCGCACAUGCAAUGGAUGCUCCUAGCAAUGAAUUGGGAGUUGGGGCUUUAGUGGUGGGUAGACUGGGCUGCCAGCGAUCCCAACAUCAUUUCCAUUCUCCCUGUCUUACAAUAGUCACUUCCUGAUGGUGUUUGAUACUGGAUGCUGAUGCUUCCAUCCAUGUGACUACAGGUGGCUGCCCGGGGCUUCUCUUCCCCACUCAUCCGGUUCCCUGCGGGAGAGGGGGGAGCUGCCUGGGGCUUCCCCUCUCCCGGCUUGCUCCCUGCCAGAGCUAGGCAUCCUUGUCAAUUUCACACCUCAGCUAUGAAAUUGACAAGGCUGCCUAACUCCUGGCAGAGAGUGGUCAGCGAGGGGGCCCGCUGGGGCUUCUGGCCCUGGCUGCUGGCUGGGAGCAGGGUCUGAAGCCCCCCACCCCACCCAGCUUCUGGCCCCGGCUCUCAGUCAGGAGCGGGGUCCAGCCACCCAGCGGAGCGGGGAGAGCUGGACUCUAGCUGGGGGUGGAGUUAUUAUGUCGGUGUAGUAGGGCACUUACAUCAGUGGGAGGACGGCUGUAGUGUAGACACUGACAUUAUUAGGUUGACAUAAGCUGCCUUAUGUUGACUUAAUUGUGUAGUGUAGACCAGCCCUCAGCAGCAGUAUACCACCAGUGAGCCUUUCCCUGACCAGUAGUAAGCAUAUCUCCCUCCAGUAUUAUCCAUAAACCAAGCUUUCUUAAAUGGCAGUGGAGAACACUGCCACUCUGUCAUAUAAUCUUGUUUCCUGACCUAGCACCCUCUGCUUUCUCUGCCCACACUUCCACUUACAAACGCUAACAUCUGCUGGCAUGAAGGGUUGGUAAGGGAGAUGUAACUGUCUGGUGCAAGAAUGGCAUUGAAGUGAAUGCAGUAAGAGCCAAACCUUUUUCCUUGCGCACCAGAAUUCCCACUAAAAUUUCAGUGAAAAUCAUAGGUGCACUAGGAAGCAAGUACCCAGGUCUGUAGGUUGGGGAAAAGAUUUUGUUUUCGGGACCUGGAUUUGUUUACUGGCUGAACUUCAGGCACCAGCACAUUUGUGGCUGACUUGGCUGAUCUUUCAUCUGCCAUCGUUAGUGUGUUGGCUGAAAUGACAGGAAAUGUACUGGCAUCUGGAUAGGAUUUAAAAAGCAGAAGCAGCAGGAUUUUGAUAAUUCAUCACUAUCUAUUCUAUGGGUUGGUAAAAUGCAUCGCUGCUAACUCCACAACACAGGCUUUUUUCAGGAGAGAUGAAUUUCACUCUGUUACAUCAGCAUUUCCUGAUGCUGUGAGUGCAGGCCUGCGAAGUCACUUGGGGAGGAUUACAGUUUAUUGGGUGAAUUUAUCUAUAUUUUGCAGCCAAUGUAAAUAGCAGGAUUUUCAAGCACAUAACUAGGGUGCAUAAUAUGGCCUAGACAGUAACAAAAUGUGGGAAUUCACUUUCAAAACAGAUGUCAUUAAAUUAAACCAAAACAGCAGCAGGCUAGCAAAGCAUUGUGAUUGUAGCUGGAGUUCUCACCUUGUCGGCGCAUGCUCUUAACGUUGGGUAGUAUGGGGCUGUUCAUGCAUUGUGCCUCAAUACCUGAACAGUAAAUGUUCCACUUACAAAUAAACCCUACUGGCUAGUGAGGGCUGAAUAAGGAUUGUGGGGAGAGGGACUAUCUUUUACAAGGCAAGUGCUCCUGAGACUUAAUUAUGGAGGAACUCUAUCGAUUCCUCCGCUUGCUCUCCUCAUUAACCCAUACUGUGAGAAUACAAAGUAAAAGCUGUCAAACCAUUCUUUGAUUUAGCCAGCCCUGUACCCACUAAUCAUUAGUUUCUGCAUCUCUCAAAGGGCUACAGAGUGUAUACUUUUCCUCCACAGCAACUAUCCAUAAAGACAGCUAUUUAGCUACUAAAAGUGAUUUUAUUUUUAUAUUGGAAGCCGUCCAAUAGAAAGUGAAACAACAAUUUUACAAUAAAGGAACCAAAAUACACACCUGAACUUCAGUGGGCUUUGGGGAUGCUCGGCAAUUCUGCUAAUCAGGCUAGUUUAACUUAGAUGCUUAAAUGUGGGUUUUACGAACUUUUGGCAUCCAGGUUUGAACAUUUUGGCCUAAGUUUUUAAUUCAAUGCACAUAAUUAUGGCUGUACUGUAAACCUCUGAAAACCACAUUUUAUAAUGGAAAAGCCUUUAACUAUGGAAGGAUAAAAUAAAUCCCUCUUUUCCUCCACCUCCACUGCAACCUCAAACAGUCCAGUAGCUAAAGCAGAAUUACCUUCACUUCUAUAGUUCACUAGGUCCCGCUUUCAUUAAUAUGACUAAGCCACAGGGCUAGCAUCUGAAAUGAGAUUCUGUCCUCAUGUUGGUGAGGGGGGCUCAGAAGCCAGGUUUUGGUUCAGUCCAUUUGUAGGACAUAGCAAGAGGAAGUUGGCAAGACUAGUCGGAUUGCUCCCAGUCAUGGCACAUCACUUUAGCACCAAAUUCAUGACUGGUUUAUGAAUAGCAUUCUACUUUAGUUUUCAUUUAGUUUGUAAGUACUGAGCAGGUGAAAUGAUCAGUGUUGGGCUCAGCGAUGGGUAGGGCGGGGGUGGGGGGUGCAACAUUGGUGGCACAGGGCCUGUAGGUAGCACACUUUAUGUGAUUAUUCUUCCACUCCCUUUCCCUUACAGAGAUGAUUCAGCCAGGCAGGUCAAUGAUACUUGAUUAUUGCUAUUACCUUUUAGAUAGCAAAAGGAUGUAGGUGACAUAUGCAUAGGGAGGAAUUACUCCGGGGACCAUUGCUCUAUAAAAAAAAACAACAACAUUGUCACAAUUGCUCUAUAAAAAUACAACUGCAAGCUUAUUUGGGGGCGUGGCCUUAAGCGUAUUUAUUAUCUCUACUGCAGCAGCACCCAAAGGACCCUAUCAGACUGAAGGCUCCAUUGUAGUUGCUGUACAAAUACAAAUUAAGCCAUGGCCUCCGCCCCAUGGAUGGUCCCUGGAGAGAGUUUUUAAACAGCCCAUCCACCCCAACCCUCUUCAAAUUCUUCCCACCCAACAAGUGUCUUCCUCAGAAAGAAUGAGCAUGUGAAGCAGGGCCUCCUUGAGACCAUAGCCAGCUGGUGGGCAACCUCACUUAUGGCUUGUCUAUACUUCUGGCUAAAUCAGCAUUGCUGCGAGCGAUGCAGUGGUGUUGAUUUAGUGGGUCUGGUGAAGACAAGCUAAGUCGAUGGCAAAAUGUUCUCCCAUUGAUAUCUGUACUCCACCUCCCCAAGAGGCAGAAGGUAAAUCAGUGGGAGAGCAUCUCCCAUUGACACAGUGUGGUGUAGACACUGCUGUCAGUCGACCUAAGUUCCAUCAACUUCAGUUACUUAACUGCAGUCGUGUAACUUAGAUCGACUGACAGCUUUAGUGUACACCAGCCCUGAGAGGCAAGUGAUGAAAAAGAGUCAGAGAGCAACAAACUCUUUCUUGUCUCUUUUUUCUUCACAUCUGUCUGUGGGACAUGAGCAGUGUUUGAAUUCUUGCAACUAAGAAAUUUGCAUAAAUCAAAUCAGUAGAUAAGUUCCUGCAUUUCACUGAAAUAAUUUGCUUAUGAUAAAUCAGCAGGUACCUAAUGGUUAAGUUCAUUUUUUGGUGAGAAAACAAACAAACAAAAACAAAAUCAGGUAUUUUAUGUCUCUGCACUGAUUGCAUUUGUGUCCUAUGGACACACUGAGGAUCCUUCUGUAAAGUUUUUCCCAUGCAGUAGGAGUUCUGUAGUCUGAUUUAAUACGUGGUUAAUGAAUUACAGGAAAAGUUUGUAUUAUUUCUGUUAUGAUGUACAGAUGAGUGUAAUAUAUUCCUGAUAAUAAAUUCAUGCUCCAGCACAAAUAUGGAUGGAAGCAUGCAAA
Messenger RNA from Chrysemys picta bellii (western painted turtle), 9129 nucleotides. The record is from RefSeq and is a predicted model, not a curated record. NCBI's taxonomy places the organism in Eukaryota, Metazoa, Chordata, Testudines, Emydidae.